AUGGAGAACGAAGAGAGGGCCGCUCUAGAAUCCCGCUACCAAAGUGAAUUGGAAUCUGUGAGAAAUGAAGUUUCCCGGAUGACCAAUCUGCUUGAGCAACUUCUAAGAGCCAAGAACGGGGAGGGAACGUCUACCCAACCACCAAUAGGAGCACCGCCAGCUCAUGUCCCUGGGGUAUCUCAGAACUUGGGGGCAGAUUCAGUAACGGAGCAGCACUUUACACCUGCCAUUCCCAUCCAGCCCACUCAAGCUCACAUCACCUUCGAUUUAACAGCGGAUGGGCCUUCCGAUAAUCGGUCCACUGGUUUUAAGAACGACGACAAGAUAUCCGCUUUGGAAGAAAGGUUAAGAGCAGUUGAGGGAAAUGAUUGGUUUGACCCCAUGCGAGCUUCUGAAGUAUGCUUGGUACCAAACAUCAUGGUACCAAAAGAUUUUAGGAUACCGGAGUUCAUAAAGUACACUGGGUUGGAAUGCCCAAACACUCACCUUCGAUCCUAUUGCAACAAGAUGGCUGAGGUGAUCAAUGAUGAUAAGUUGCUGAUCUAUUUUUUCCAAGACAGUCUAGCGGGGUCUGCACUAAGCUGGUACAUGAGGUUGGAUAAUGCCAAAAUCAAGAAAUGGAAGGAUUUGGUGGAAGCUUUCCUUAAGCAGUACAAGUUCAACUUGGAAAUUGCUCCGGAUCGAACGAGCCUUAUGUCAAUGGAAAAGAGAAGCCAAGAGUCGGUAAGGGCUUAUGCGCAAAGAUGGAGGGAUGAGGCAACACAUGUGCAACCCCCUUUGAUAGAGACGGAGAUGGUGACUUUGUUUGCCAAUACCUUCAAGACACCUUACUACGAGCAUUUAAUGGGUAGCUCAUCUCAGCAUUUCUAUGAUGCUGUACGCGUGGCAGAAAGAAUAGAACAAGGGAUUAAAGCUGGGCGCAUAACGGAGCCUUUAGAGAAGAAAGGUUUCGUAGGAAGGAAAAGGGAAGGAGACGUUAACAACUUGGAAGGCGGAUAUAAAGACAAAAAAGUAAAUUACCAAAACCCACAAAUGCCUACCCAUCAAUUCGCCAACAUGAACUUUACCAAACCUUUUAACACCAAUCGAACAAAUCCCCAGCCAAACAACCAAAACAACCACCAAAGGCCAUAUGCAGGAUACACUUCGGAGCAGCUGCCUCCAUUACCCAUGCCUUUAAAGGACUUGUACGCUAAAUUGCUGAGCAUUGGGCACAUAGCUCCGAUCCUUCUACCGCCAAUCCAACCGCCUUUUCCCAUAUGGUACAAACCAGAUUUAACUUGCGAAUACCAUGCUGGUAAUCCGGGGCACGGAAUUGAAACCUGUUACGCCUUUAAAAGGAGGUUGUUAGAGCUUAUCAAGAGGGGGUGGGUAUCUUUCGAAGACAUGCCCAACAUCAAUUCAAAUCCAUUGCCUAAUCAUGCCACAAGUAAUAGUGGAGUGGGCAUGAUAGAAGUUGGGAAUCAAGGCAAGGCGUUGAAGGUAUCCAUGAAGAAGUUGUACGACAUGUUGGUACAAUCAGGAUUUUUAGAGAUAAAGGUUGAAGGCCAUUUGGAGGGAUGUGACUAUUGUGAGUUCCAUGGUAGAGAGGGACAUCAUAUUGAGGACUGCAUCGAGUUUCGCGAGAGGAUUGCAAAAAUGAUGAUAAGGGGAGAGUUGAGGAUCGAACCCCUAGAGGGCAGUCGUGACGUGAGUAUGAUGGAAGGUCAAGAUAAAAUGUCAGGAGUAUGUAGGGUCCAAUCAACAGUUAAUGGGCCUCCAAAGUUAAUCUUGGCUAAACCUUCCUACACAAAAGGAAAUCACAAUGCCAUGCCUUAUAAUUAUGGUUAUGCCUCCAACAUUCAAGCCCCUCUUCCUUUGUUCCAAAAUGAGAUCAGUGGGUUAACUCGGAGUGGCCGGUGCUUCACGCCCGAGGAGUUGAGGAAAGCAAAAGGCAAAGAAGUGGUAGAUCUUGACAAAGCACUAGAAGUUAAUAAGCCGGUAACUGAAGAGGAGUCGAAUGAAUUUUUGAAGUUGAUAAAGCAUAGCGAAUAUUGCAUAGUAGAUCAACUAAAAAAGACUCCAGCAAGAAUUUCCCUUAUGUCCUUGAUACUCAGCUCUGAGCCGCAUCGAAACGCUUUACAAAAGGUAUUGAAUGAGGCGUAUGUGCCCCAAGACAUUGAACAGAAAACCAUGGAGCAUCUAGUGGGAAGAAUCCAUGCAACUAAUUACCUGUACUUCACAGCUGAUGAGCUUGAUGCUGAAGGUACCGGACAUAACAAGCCUUUAUACAUUACUGUUAGGUGCAAAGACUGCCUCAUAGGAAAGGUACUCGUUGAUAAUGGCUCAGCUCUUAACGUGUUGCCAAAACACAUGCUGGAAGAGAUGCCAAUUGAUGAAUCUCAUAUGAAGCCGAGUACUAUGAUGGCCAGAGCAUAUGACGGCUCACCUAGGCCAAUAAUUGGGACUUUAGAAGUGGAGCUGUAUGUGGGGCCACAAAUGUUCUUAGUGACCUUUCAAGUUAUGGAUAUCCACCCUUCUUAUAGUAUGUUGUUAGGAAGACCUUGGAUUCAUGCGGCUGGGGCGGUAACUUCAUCAUUACACCAAUGCUUGAAGUAUAUCAUGAAUGGGAUAUUGGUAACUGUCAAAGCUGAGGAGACAGUAUCCCUGAUGAAGAAUGUGGCCAUACCUUUCAUCGAGGCGGAGGAUCGCGAGGAUAACAAUAUCCACGCUUUUGAGAUUGUGAACACUGAUUGGGUACCUGAGAACACAGUACUAAGAAGGCCAAGGAUCUCAGAAGCAGCAAGGAUGGCAGCUCAAUGCUUCUUAGAACGCGGGAUCCCAUUUCAGUAUAACCCUAUCACUAGGGUACCAGAAAGGGUUAAUUCGAUAAAGAUGAAAGGUGUUGAUCAAAGAUUUGGGCUGGGGUAUAAACCUAAAAAAGUGGAUCAUCAAUGGGCUGCUCGUCGAAGAAGGGAAAGAAGAAUUGCUAGGAUUGAAGGAAGAGAUCCUAAAGAAGAAAAGCUGGAAAUCCCUCCCCUUAGAGUGUCGUUCCCAAGAGCUGCAUAUGUAAUGCAACCCGAUGAAAGAGCAGAAAGCCUUGGUCAAGAACUGUCAAAUAUGAGCAUAAACACCUUGGAGGAGAAUAAGGUGGAAGGAGGUGGCAUGAAGACGGUAGCGGGAAAGAAAGAUGAAGCACUACCACAACUAACUAUCCACACUUUGGAAGAAGUAUCUGCUAAGACCUUUGUACGAAAGCUGGCCGAAGGCGAGAAGUUUCAAAACUGGGUGACUCAAGAAGCCCCAGUAGUAUUUAAAAUGAACUCUGAAAGUGGAUCUUCCACAACAUCACAUACACUUAGCAUCAAGAAUGAAUGGCCAAACUUUAACGAACAUGUGAUCACUAUGGAAGAAGAAGAAUGGGAUGAAAGCAAUAUUAGGGAAUUUACAAAGUUAGUAGAGCUAUAUGAACAAACUUGGGAACCAGCUACAGAAGAACUAGAAACCAUAAACGUGGGUAGCGAUCAGAUUAAAAGAGAGUUGAAAAUAGGGACCUUAAUCACUCCUGAGGAAAGAGCAGAGGUAAUUGCCCUAUUACAAGAAUAUGCAGAUGUUUUUGCUUGGUCUUACGAGGAUAUGCCUGGUUUGGAUAGAAAUAUUGUCGUACAUAAGAUACCGCUGGAGGAAGGUUGUAAACCAGUCAAACAGAAGUUGAGGAGAGCCCACCCGGAUAUUUGGAUCAAAGUUAAGGCAGAACUUGAAAAACAGUGGAAUGCAGGCUUUCUAGAAGUAGUUAAAUACCCACAAUGGGUAUCCAACAUUGUUGUCGUGCCAAAGAAAGAAGGAAAGAUUAGAGUUUGUGUGGACUUCCGAAAUUUGAACAAAGCUAGCCCUAAAGAUGAUUUUCCUCUGCCACAUAUAGAUGUUCUGGUCGACAAUGCUGCACGUAGUUCCACAUAUUCCUUUAUGGAUGGUUUCUCGGGAUACAACCAGAUAAAGAUGGCUCUAGAAGAUAAGGCGAAAACAACUUUUGUUACACCGUGGGGAACCUAUUGCUACAAGGUUAUGCCAUUUGGUCUGAAAAAUGCAGGAGCCACCUAUCAGAGGGCCAUGGUAACUCUGUUCCAUGAUAUGAUGCACAAGGAAAUUGAGGUGUAUGUAGAUGAUAUGAUUGCCAAGUCCAAGAAGGGAGAAGAUCAUGUAAAGGUUCUGAGGAAGUUAUUUGAGCGUUUGAGGAAGUACGAACUAAAGCUCAACCCGGCAAAAUGUUCUUUUGGAGUUAAGUCUGGAAAGCUGCUAGGAUUUGUGGUAAGUGACAAAGGUAUAGAGGUGGAUCCUGAUAAAGUGAAGGCCAUCCAAUCCAUGCCAUCCCCAAAGACAGAGAAGGAGGUGAGGGGAUUCUUGGGAAGAUUAAACUAUAUUGCCAGAUUUAUAGCUCAACUAACCACAACAUGUGAACCCGUCUUCCGGCUAUUGAGGAAAAAGAAUCCUGGGAUUUGGAAUGAGGAGUGUGAGGAGGCAUUCAAUAAAAUCAAGCAAUAUUUACAAAGUCCGCCCUUGCUUGUUCCUCCUAUAUCAGGAAGGCCUUUAAUAUUGUAUCUAACAGUAACUGAAACAGCUAUGGGAUGUGUAUUGGGUCAGCAUGAUGAAACCGGAAGGAAGGAAAGGGCUAUUUAUUACCUGAGUAAGAAGUUCACCGAAUGUGAGUCUAGAUACACGGUGAUAGAAAAACUCUGUUGUGCAUUGGUAUGGGCGACAAAAAGAUUACGACAUUACAUGUUGUAUCACACCACUUUGUUGAUUUCAAAAGUGGAUCCACUAAGGUACAUCUGUGACAAGCCCUAUCUCUCAAGCCGAAUUGCAAGGUGGCAGGUUUUGUUGUCAGAAUAUGACAUAGUAUAUAUGACAAGGAAAGCCGUGAAGGGGAGCGCGAUUGCCGACCACCUGGCUGAUAAUGCUGUUGAAGAUUAUGAGCCAUUGGAUUUUGAUUUCCCUGAUGAAAAUGUAUUAUCAAUAGCUGGAGAAGAAGAGAAGACAGAUUGGUGGACCAUGUUUUUUGAUGGAGCAGUGAAUGUUUAUGGUAAUGGGGCCGGCGCGGUAAUAAUCUCUCCUGACCAGAAGCAGUAUCCGGUUUCAGUUAAAUUGUAUUUUGAAUGCACCAAUAAUACAGCUGAAUAUGAGGCUUGUAUCCUGGGUUUAGAAGCUGCGUUAGAGCUGAAGAUCAGAAAGAUAGAUGUAUAUGGUGACUCAAUGUUGAUUAUCUGUCAGGUGAAAGGAGAAUGGCAAACCAAGGAAGAAAAGUUGAGGCCGUACCAGGAAUAUUUAUCCGCACUGUCAGAAGAAUUCGAAGAGAUAAGAUUCACCCAUCUAGGAAGAGAAGGGAACCAUUUUGCGGAUGCUUUGGCCACGUUGGCUGCUAUGGCUACAAUUGAUCUCGGGCAUAAGGUACAUCCUGUACACAUAGACAUCAGAAAUAACCCAGCUUACUGUUGCUCGAUUGAGGGAGAGGUAGAUGGAAAGCCUUGGUACUACGAUAUCAAGAAUUUUGUGCAAAAUCAGGAAUAUCCAGUGGGAGCUUCGAAGAUGGAUGAGAAAACCCUAAGAAGGUUGGCCAUGGAUUUCUACCUCGACGGAGAGAUUCUGUAUAAAAGAUCAUUUGACGGAACCUUGCUAAGGUGUUUGAAUGAGACAGAGGCUAAAAAUGCUUUACGGGAGGUACAUGAAGGAGUUUGCUCAACUCAUGCUAACGGCCAUAUGGUAGCAAGAAAAAUACAAAGGGCUGGUUAUUUCUAGAUGACACUAGAGAAAGACUGCAUCGACUAUGUCAGGAAAUGUCACAAAUGUCAAGUGCAUAGUGAUAAGGUCAAUGCGCCCCCGACUCCUUUGAUUAAUCUAGCAUCUCCCUGGCCAUUUGCAAUGUGGGGGAUUGAUGUGACUGGACCUGUUAACCCAAAAGCUAGCAAUGGGCAUAGAUUCAUACUCGUAGCUAUUGACUACUUCACGAAAUGGGUAAAAGCCAGUUCAUACGCCCAUGUAACACAGAAAGUGGUGAAGAGGUUUAUAGAAAAAGACUUGAUUUGUCGUUAUGGUCCACCAGAAAAGAUAGUGACCGAUAAUGCACAGAAUUUCAACGGCAAAAUGAUCAUGGAGCUCUGUACCAAAUGGAAAAUCAAGCAUUCAAAUUCCUCACCAUAUAGGCCCAAGAUGAAUGGUGCCGUAGAAGCAGCCAACAAAAACAUCAAGAAAAUUAUCCAGAAAAUGGUAGUCACUUACAAGGAUUGGCAUGAGAUGUUGCCGUUUGCUCUCCACGCAUAUCGCACUGCAAUAAGGACCUCAACAGGAACUACUCCAUAUGCUCUGGUAUAUGGAAUGGAGGCGGUGAUGCCUUUGGAAGUAGAAAUCCCUUCGUUGAGGGUGUUGAUGGAUUCAGAAUUAGAAGAGACUGAAUGGGCCAAAGUAAGAUAUGAACAAUUGAACCUGAUCAGUGAAAAGAGGUUGGCUGCAAUUUGUCAUCAUCAACUCUACCAGAAAAGGAUGGCCAAGACAUAUGACAAGAAGGUUAGACCUCGCGUGUUCCAAGAAGGAGAUCUAGUGCUGAAGAAACUAUUGUCUUUACCAGGAGAAGAUCAAAGCAAAUGGGCCCCAAAUUAUGAAGGUCCUUAUGUAGUGAAGAAGGCUUUCUCAGGAGGAGCUCUGAAGUUGUCUAGAAUGGAUGGAGAAGAUCUAGCUAGACCUGUGAAUUCUGACUCUGUAAAGAAAUAUUAUGUCUAAUGUGUUCAGUUUC
Populus trichocarpa (black cottonwood) is the source of this 6763-nucleotide messenger RNA. RefSeq lists its product as uncharacterized. The record is from RefSeq and is a predicted model, not a curated record. Lineage: Eukaryota; Viridiplantae; Streptophyta; Magnoliopsida; Malpighiales; Salicaceae. The transcript has 2 exons. Gene Ontology annotation, molecular function: RNA-DNA hybrid ribonuclease activity; nucleic acid binding. Gene Ontology annotation, biological process: DNA integration.